Messenger RNA from Pimephales promelas (fathead minnow), 3103 nucleotides. It is a transcript of the gene nherf2, whose product is annotated as NHERF family PDZ scaffold protein 2. Gene Ontology annotation, biological process: protein localization to plasma membrane. Lineage: Eukaryota; Metazoa; Chordata; Actinopteri; Cypriniformes; Leuciscidae. Gene Ontology annotation, molecular function: signaling receptor binding; protein-membrane adaptor activity. The record is from RefSeq and is a predicted model, not a curated record. Gene Ontology annotation, cellular component: apical plasma membrane.
ACACACACACACUUUAGUUUUUCUCUCAUCCUCUUCCACCUGUUCCGUUCUCACACUCGCACACUGAUGCCUCAGAGACUCAUUUAGACUAUUAUUGAUUGAUUAUAUUAUUUUAGAGGAAUACGCAUCCGUGUAUCACUGGCACGCUUGUGGAAUGCGCGCGACUGACGGAACGCCUACUGAAAAAAACUUAUCGGACUGUAAGUGUGAUGAAGAGAGUCAUUUUGUGGACGAUACACUCGAGUAAAGAUCUGUUUUUCACCACAAAUUGAAGUAAACAUAUUUUUAACACGGCGGGAUUUAUUUAAGCAAACGGAGGACACGGUUUUAAGCGCGUUUAGCGCUGACGUGUACGGUGUUUUAUGUGUUGUUUAGUUUUUAUUGGUAUUUAUUAAUAUAGGCCUACAGUCGGCUAUUUAUAUUUUAAAAUUAAAUCAGUACAAAAAAUAGCCUAUUAUUUCUCACCGUUUUGUAGGCUAUGUUGUUUAUUUUAACGGCUGCAGACUCAGCAUGUGGAAUAAUGCACCUUUAAAACUCAUCAUAUAGGAGCAUAUAUAUAGGCCUAUUCAUGUUGUGACUGAACAAGAGUGCAGUUGGAUAUGGCGAACACUCUGGAGAGAGAGAUCCUGGAGCGGGAGCUUCGUCCACGGCUGUGUUAUUUGACCAAAGGGGAUCGUGGGUACGGGUUUCAUCUGCACGGGGAGCGCAACAGUGGAGCGCAGUUCAUCCGCAAGAUCGAGCCGGGCUCCCCGUCAGACCUGUCCGGGCUCCGGUCCGGCGAUCGGGUGGUGGAGGUGAACGGGGUGAACGUGGAGGAAGAGACGCAUCACCAGGUUGUCGAGCGGAUCCUGGAGGUGGAGCACCGCACCAGACUGCUGGUGGUGGACCGGGUCACCGACGAGUUCCUGAAGUUCCACGGGCUACCGUGUACGGAGGAGAGGGCGAUUGAGAUGGGCUCUCUGUCUGCUCGUUCCUCUGCGGCGUCUUCUCCGCGCGCCUCCCCGCGGGACCCCGCCACGCCUAUCUACAGCAGACACAGCUCAGAGGGCAUCUUCAUCAACAAGAGUCCCAGCAGCCCUGGAAGAGUGAUGAACGGCUCCCCGCUCUACAGAGCUUGUGCCCGUCUGGCGUCCCCCCGUGAACCCAAGACUGAACCCUUCACCGAACUCACUGUCGAAUCCAGCACCACGCCCGAGCCUGACCCCGUCUGUGACCUCAUCACUGACCUCAGCACAUCGCAGACCAGCACGCAGGAGGAGGCAUUAUCGGAGGUGGACGCGGUAACGAAAGACCUGCGUCCUCGACUGUGUCACAUGACCCUGGGCGAGCAGGGCUACGGCUUCAACCUGCACUGCAAAAAGUCCCACCCGGGUCAGCACAUCCGCUCGGUGGACCCCGACUCUCCAGCGGAGCGCGCGGGACUGAGGCCGAGAGACCGGCUCAUCGAGGUGAACGGCUGCAGCAUUGAGGGUCUGCGUCACGCUGAGGUGGUGGCGCUGGUCAAGGCCGGCGGGACAGAGACGCGUCUGCUGGUGGUCGAUCCGGACACAGAUGAGCUCUUCAGUCGCCUGGGCAUCGUGCCCACAUCUACUCAUCUCAAAGAGGACUGUGUGGACGGGCCGAUCAUGGAAGGCACAGAAAGCCCUGUAUCUGACAACCCCGGGAUCUCUCCGCCAAUCGUCAACAUCACACUGACAGAUCCACCAAUCACAGACGGCUCUCCGAGACACCAGAGUCACAGGAGCUCCUCGUCUCGCUCCACUCUCUCCGAGACCAGCGCCGAACUCAGCAGCUUCGACAACAGCAACAGGCUCACAGAUUCUGACCAUCAGUCCAGCGAUGACGCCCGCAAACCAAACCGAGAUGCCAAAUCUGAUCCGUUCUGGCAGAGCGGUCUGCAACUGAGCCUGACCGCGGCCGAGGCCAAGCAGAAAGCCCGGGCCAAGCGGGCCAACAAGAGAGCGCCCCCUAUGGACUGGAGCAAGAAACAGGAAAUCUUCAGCAACUUCUGAGGAGCGCACACACCUGAAACCUCAGAGCAAAGACAUGCAUCUCGGAUUAGAUCCACUUCCUGAAAGGACUGACAUCAUGCUGUGUGUUUAACUGAGCUUCAUUUGGCAUUUUGUGGCUAGUAAGUGUUUAACUGACAUUGAGUCACUCAGACCGCCAACGCAAUUCUACUGGUCAGUAGUUUCCACAUUGACAAAAUGGGUGAGAAAACGUAGUUACAAGGCAGAAACGGGAAGAAGAAAAGGCAGUGUGAAAAGAAAGUAUCAUUGUGAUAGUGAAAGUGAACAAAAGAUGGGAUCCCUAACUCUAACAUGAACAUCGAGCUGGGAAGCCGAAGGUUGCUGGUUCAAGCCCCUGAAGAAAAAGCUAUAAUCUAGCGCCAUCAGCGAAUGUGUACAGUAAGUGUGUUUUGAAAGGAUGAUGAGAAGAAAUAACAGUAGACGAGAGAAGGUUCAGUCAGAGAUCUUCACACUAGACUUCAGUAAACACUUGUGACUAGGAGAUCUGAAUUGAGUUCAUCUAUUUGCUAAAACCUAAAAAAGGAAAAAGAAAAAAGAACAUUAUUAACAGACAAAAUCUUUUUUCUUGAGGAAACAGAUCCAAAAAUAUCAAUGACAAUCAGGAGCUUUAAAAUAAUAAUAAUAAUAAUAAUAAUAAAUAAGCUCCUCCAACACUAAACUAAUAUUUAUUUGUUUGUUUUCUUGUUUUUUUUCCCCCUCAGAAAUGCUGGUUUUAUUUUUCCAUGUGAUACUGAUGGUUUAUUAUAUUAUCACUCCAGAGUAUUUACCUUUAUAAACCAUAAAUUAGCUUGUAUACAUUAAUAUUAACCAGGCUGUUUGAGCGGUGAACUUCUGUUGUUUGUUUUUUACCUCAAUCUACACGGAUUUCACAAUCAAAAGUGAAACAAUGGCUUUUCUGAAAACUGAAAGUAAUGCAACUGAUUACUGGGGGGGAGUCCUUAUAUUUUGAUCUGAGGGCAUGUAUUAAUGUGAUAUUAAGUCGAUUUUGUUUCUUGUUAAUGUAUAUAAAUUGUUCUCAUCUGAUGUAUGUCAAUUUUCACACACUUAUAAACAAAAAUAAACGGAGUAUUUUA